This is a messenger RNA of Cladocopium goreaui, 1141 nucleotides long. Lineage: Eukaryota; Dinophyceae; Suessiales; Symbiodiniaceae. The record is from the annotation of a GenBank genome assembly.
GGAUGGCAGAUUUGCGUGAGGCAGUGCUUUCGGACGAGACAAGGCUCCUUUGGCAUGACCUCUGGAAACAGCUGGUGGCAAGAUUUGGCAGUAUCAGGGAUGCAUUGAGAAUCUUGGAGAGUUGUGUGCACUCUCCAGAAUGUCAUGUGGAUGAAGACACUUUUGCCAAUUGGAUGGAGAGCUGGAGCAUCUGCAGAGAGGAGGCUGCAGAGUAUUUCGACUUCUUGAAGGGUGCAGAAUGCUGUAACUCAGAUGGCUCCAAUGAAUCCAAUCUCCUGGAGAAGCUGAAGAAUUCGCUUCAUUCAGCUGCACCGAAAACGAGUUUGGAGGAUUUUUGGCAACGGGUUGCUGCAGAAUGGCCGGAGCUACUCGAGGCCGCACAUGCCAAGUCAGCGCCCGGACAGUUGGCUGAUCUUCUCUUAGAGCUUUUGCCUAUGGAGAUGCGCUUGAUCAUGAAACAAAUGAGACAAGGAUCGAGACAAGGAACUCCAAGAAAAGUGUCCGGGUCUCACAAGAGGCCGCAAGUGACAGAACACAGUACCUCGGGGAAUGUGCAGUCACAGUCACCUCUUUCUUUGCUGAGUUUGGAUUUGGAAGCUUUCACAGCUCUUGCCAUGCACAUCGAUGUCUCACCAGAAAACUCCAAGGAGCUUUUUGAAAGCAUAACUCGCUCAGCUUCAGUAGCACAGUCUGAAGAUGUCGUUCCUGAAGCUCAAAUCUACUUGGAUGACUUUGCUGAACAGAUGAUCCUUUGGACUGAGGGGGUUGAUCGCCGCGGACCCAUGAAGGAGAAGAUCCGCUUUGCACCCGUGCGUGCUGUGAUCUCUGCAUUGAAGGCAGAACUGCUUCCUGCAGCUCCACCGAGCGAAACGCCGGAGUCUACAAAGGCGACGAAACUUCCCAAGGAUCGAAAGGAAAAGAAACAGCGACCGCAACUCCCUUGGUGCACAUAUUACCACUUGCGCCCCAAUCCAGUGCCAACUGCCCUAACUUAGGCCGUCAGUAAUUGGCCGUCCACUUUGGCCAUUGGCCAGACCAAGAUGUCAAACAUUGACCUUGGUAAAUCCUGAUUGGUGACAAUCACCAUUCGAUGUCAGAUGCUUUGUAGACUGCAAAUCUGCACAAAUCUGCACAAAAGAGC